AUGGGAGGUGCCCAGACAAAGCAACUCGGAGGGUUUCGGGUAUGUAAUUAUGGAGAAAAUAGUCUGGGAAGAUUAUUGGAAUUGGAAAGAAGCUUUGACUAUAUUGUGGGGAUUGACGGAGUUCCUCUAACUCAAGUUUCGGAUGCUUCUCACGACUUUUUUUUAAAAAGAUUGAAGGGGGUUGGAAAGUACCAGGUUAAAAUAAAUAUAUAUAACUCCUUGUCAACCAGAAUAAGAACCAUAAUACUUAAUCCAUAUAAAUAUAAUGAGAAAACCGAAGGAAACACAUCUAGUAGGAGAUGUUCAACCGAAUCUGAAAAGGAUGGAUUGGGAAAGAAUGCAUUUGUUGAUGGAAUUGAAUCUAAUAUGGUUGAAUUUGACGCUCCUUUAAAUUCUCUGAGAGUUUACCAAUUCUUAAGUUAUGAUGAUCGAAUUUCUGGACUUGGAAUUGGGGUCCAUUGGGAAGAGAUUUCGACAAAGGGGAUUAAAAUUGUGAAUGUUCAAGAUUCAUCUCCUGCUCAGGCUUCCGGGUUGAUCUCAAAUGAGGAUUUCAUAGUUGCAAGCAGUACAUUAAUGAGACCUUUCUAUUCCACGGAUGACUUUUUAGCAUUUGUUAAGAAAAAUGAUAAAGUUUCUUUAUCUUUUAUUGUAUAUAAUACAGAAACAGAAGUUAUUAGGGAGUUAUUUAUAACUCCAGAUUCAAACUGGGGAGGGAAGGGACUAUUGGGAUGUGAUAUUGCUGCAGGCCCACUUUAUGAUAUUCCUCUAAGAGAAAAGGAGGUCUCAUUUUCAAAACCUCACCAUGGUAAUAUUACAUAUAUAGAAGUAAUAUCUGAAAGCGAAGAUGGACAAGGGCCAAUUCGGUAUAGUUUAAAAGAAGAAAAUGAAGUUAUUUCCAAGGAUAUCUUACAGAAAGAAGAAAGUGAAGACAAAGACAUUAGCCAACAGAGUCUUAAGACCCAACUGAAUAAAACUUCUAGAGAAAAUCUGCUUGUUAAAGAUUAUUCUUUUGAUUUAUAUAGAAUUAAGCAGUCAGAAGAGUCUCAGUUUGAUGAAAAACAAGAUAUCAUUGAACAAGCGUUAAUCAAUUCAGGUAUUAAUAAGGUUCCAGACUUUUCAGAUCAUUUGAAUAGGGGACCAAUAGAAGUCCCAAACAUUGAAAAUAAUCAGGAAGACUCCGAAAGUCACACAGAGUCGAAUAUAAAUACAUCAGAAUCAUUCCUCAUUAUCUCAGAUCUUAAUGAGCAAAAAGAUUCAAUCACUGACUUUAAAUCUUCUCCCACCAGCUCUGAUGAAGGGCAAAAUAUCAAAAUCAGUACAGAACUUUCCAGCAACCAUCAAAACAGUAAUCCAACUCAAGAGCAGGGAACCCCAGAAAUAUUUGUAAAUCCAGAAGUAAACUCAAACGAAGUCUACGAUUCUGGCUCAGACCACUUAAUUUCUAUCAGUUCCGCUGAAACCUCCCAACAUCAAACUCAAAACCAGAUACAGAAUUCCACUUAUAAAGCAAAUUCUCAUUGUUCAAAUUCCUCUUCAACACAACAAAUCUCGGCUGAAGAUGUCUCGGAAGAAAAGACCGGAGCUCCCUAUUAUGUUUCCAAAUCAUCUUCAGAGCCAUUUCCCGCCAAUUCCCCCAAAUCCGAGGUUAGUUCUGGAAUGCAUUUGCAUGCUGAUUUGCAUGUUGUGGCGGGAACUGCCCACUUAAUUUCUGGGGAAAGUACUGAGAAAAAAGAUUUGCAAUCAAAUUUAGGUUUAGAAAGAGCUAAUUGUGAGAAUAAAGACCUUACUUGUAUUGACAACCAUGAUAUUGAUACAGAAGAUUCAGUAUUAAAAGACCUAAGAGUUAAAGCUGAAGGAGUUUCUAAAUCUGAGACUGAACAAAGAGGCGAGUUUAGCUUAGCAUUGGAGAAAGAAGAUAAUGCCACAAAAGUAGAGAAUCAGAGUGGACCUGUAAAGAGCCAAAAUGAUCAAAUCAAAGAAAUCAAUUACGAAGCCAGCAGAAUUGGAACUUUAGACUCUUUGGGAGAAAGACACGAAAUACAAGAAAAAGACCAGGAACAAAUCCCCUGCAAGAAUAUAGAAAUUAUGUCUCCCGAAGAUGAAAGAGCAUGUGAAAUUCUCAAAAAGCUAAUUGAAAUUCACCCAAGACUGGACUACGAUCCUCCAGGGACUAUAGAAUAUACGGAUCAAGGAGAAAUAUAA
This is a messenger RNA of Cryptosporidium ubiquitum, 2202 nucleotides long. RefSeq names its product Golgi reassembly stacking protein. Gene Ontology annotation, molecular function: protein binding. NCBI's taxonomy places the organism in Eukaryota, Apicomplexa, Conoidasida, Eucoccidiorida, Cryptosporidiidae. Bases 1 to 2202 code for a protein of 733 amino acids. The record is from RefSeq and is a predicted model, not a curated record. The transcript has a single exon. Gene Ontology annotation, cellular component: Golgi apparatus. Gene Ontology annotation, biological process: Golgi organization.